UAGUUGUGGAUCUAAAAUUAACGGGGAGGGUGAUGCAAUAAAUAGUUCUUAUUAAGAAAUUCUUCUGUUUUCUUCUUCUAUUUCUCUUAAUCAAAAUAUAAUAAUCAAUCAAUAAUGUUCUUAAUAAAUAUUGUCAGAAGCUACGUUUGGAACAACCAAAAAUGCAUACAACCUGUAAUUUCAACAUAUCUACAAGUGAAGCACAUGGUCCAUCAACAACAACGGACCUUCACAUCAAAACCGCAGGAAUAUCUGGCCAUUGCAAACCUUUCUCGCAAAUUAUGUUGUACGGAAGAUAUUGCUGCACAGAUUUAUAGUGAUUUUCCAGCGUUACGGCAAAUUAAUGCAAUUAAAACAGAUACACUGGAACUUCUUCGUGCAAAUCUGUCGGCAGAGUCAAUAUUCGAGAAUCCAUCACUCCUCACAAUAGAUAUCGAAUACGUGGACAAAAAGAUAGAUGUGUUAAAAUCAUUGCAGCCGAAGAGUCUUGAUGAUUUUGCACCGUUAUUAAGACUCAGUACUUUUAAACUUAAGAAACUUGUUGGCGGAUUAUUGAAGGAUAAAUAUGAACCUGCAAUUCAUGGACACACAAAUCGUAUUUAUUAUUUGAGCGAACGUCUUCAGGUUGAACCACAAGUGAUUGCAAGAUCCAUUGCCAAUGGUAAAUGUGAUUUAUCAUGUACAACAUUUCAAAAUUUUGACAAAAAAUUAAGAUUAUUGAUGGACUAUGGCAUGAACCCAAUGAUAUUGGCAACCAAUUUGUUUGUUCUUGGGUGCAGUGCUGAAAUGUUGCUGCGUCGUUCUGAAUGUGUACUAUCUACUGGAAGGCCGUUGAAAGGGUGGCAUUUUACUUGGUCACAAGAAAUGUUCGAUGAGUUAAUUGAAAAAUACAAAUUGGAAAGAGCCGAAAAAGGGACUGCCUUAUCCGCCGAAAUGAUGAUACAAAUACAGAAUCUUAACACAGACAAAAAAUCAAUCGUUGAGUCGUUGAUGUCGUUAUUAGGUGGUGACCAUUUUGAAUCGUCUCAGCUAUAUUAUAGUCAUGUAUAUGACUUGAAUGAAUUACUUGUGACAGAAAAGAAUGUCAACCAUUUAUUGGAAAUGAAAAUCGACCAAGUGACAAUUAGGAAAAAUGGAUUUUUGCUCACUAUGCCCAUUGAUGAAAUUAAGGAGAAAAUAAAUAUCGUGCAACAAAUGAAACCGAAUAAUAUUGCAGACUUCAUUCCUUUGCUAAUUGCCGACGCGAUUGUAUUGGAAAAAUAUAAGCGUGAUCUCGUUGAAUUAAACGCCAUUGGAAAUGAUCAUCCGAUUUAUUAUUUUAGCGCAAAACUAGAGAUACCAGUCACUGAGGUUGCCGCUAGUUUUGCUGCAAAAAGUGAGGUUUUCUUUAAAACCAUGCCAAAUGUUCUCAAACCAAAGUUAGAUGUUCUUCUGAAACAUGGCGUAGAUCGUACAACUAUUUUGUCAUUUUCAACGAUCUACAAACUCUAUAGCGUGGCACAAAUUGACCACAGAAUCAAAAGUCUUAAAAAAACCGGCCUCGAUAAAAUAUCGGCGUAUAUGAUUGACCGUUUCAAUUCACUUGAAUUCAAAUUGUGUUUAGAAAGACGUCUUGAAGAAAAGAAGUCGCUUGAUGGAUUUGCAAAUAGCAUGGACUAUCUUUCAAACCGGUUAGGUUGGAGUGAAAAUGAUCUUAAAGACGCUUUGAAAAGGGAUUUCUCAUUAAAACAAUCUUCCGCUUUAAAGAUUAAAACUCAUUUGGAUUUUUGGCAGAGUGAAGUUGGCCUUACAGCGAAUAUAAUUACAAAUUCAUUAUAUAUUUUCCAUAGAAAUGUGGAGGAAAUGAAAUUACGAUUAUGUGAAAUGAGAAAAAUUCGCGCACCCAUCAAAUUACGCAGAAUUACUGGAACUAAAACCGUAUAUUUAAAAUAUAUUCGAAGGUAUGCAACAGAGGAAGAUUUUUCAAUAAUUGAAGCACGUAUUAAACAAAAAAAAAUGUGAUGAUUCGAAAGAAUUGAAUUUUCUUAUAAGUUAGCCUAGGCUAUGUCAUUUUUGAUAAUGAAUCAAAUAUGUAAUGUAUACAAUUGCAUAAAUAGCAUAAAAAGGAUUAAAA
Messenger RNA from Contarinia nasturtii (swede midge), 2113 nucleotides. RefSeq lists its product as uncharacterized. Lineage: Eukaryota; Metazoa; Arthropoda; Insecta; Diptera; Cecidomyiidae. The transcript has 7 exons. Gene Ontology annotation, molecular function: double-stranded DNA binding. The record is from RefSeq and is a predicted model, not a curated record. The coding region runs from base 115 to 2001 and encodes 628 amino acids. Gene Ontology annotation, cellular component: mitochondrial matrix. Gene Ontology annotation, biological process: termination of mitochondrial transcription; regulation of DNA-templated transcription.